AUGCAAGCCUACAAAAAGUUUGAUCCCCUUCAUCAUGCUUUUCCUGUAGAUUCUAAAGAUGAGAUUAAACUAACAUUCAAUUUUUAUAACUGCUUGGAGUCCAAUGUUGACUCUGCAGGACUUGCUAAAGAAUCAGAAGAUGAUCUGUCGUUCAAUCCAUCUCUUAUGCAGAAAGCCAAAUCUAAUAAAGAAAGCAUAUUGCUGAAACCUAUAGUUUAUGAGCCUGAAAGACAAUCCAACAGAAAUCUACACACCCGAAACAAAUUACAAUCCUCAAGGACAGUGUGGGAAAUGGAUGUUGUUACUCCAUUAACAACAGUUCCGAUGACAAACCCUACAACCACCCCAACUACAGUGACUCCCAACUAUAAUCCUUUUCCCACAACAUCAACUCCAUCCAUGACUCCAACUACAAACCCAUAUUCAACUCCAACGAUGGCGACCCCAUCAUCACCAUCAGACCAAAGCUGGUGUGUGGCAAGUCAAACUGCUUCACAGACUGCAUUGCAGGUUGCUCUAGACUAUGCUUGUGGAUAUGGAAGUGCAGAUUGUUCAGCAAUUCAGCAAGGUGGAAGCUGCUACAACCCAGAUACAGUCCGUGAUCAUGCAUCAUAUGCAUUCAAUGACUACUAUCAGAAGAACCCAAUUCCUACCAGCUGUGAUUUUGGAGGAACGGCUGUGAUCACCAAUGUGAAUCCAAGUAGGUUUGGUUACAUCUCACAAUUCCGCUACAUUUUUAAGCAAACCUUAUACAUCCAAUUCUGUUAA
Messenger RNA from Musa acuminata AAA Group (dessert banana), 768 nucleotides. RefSeq names its product glucan endo-1,3-beta-glucosidase 12-like. The record is from RefSeq and is a predicted model, not a curated record. The transcript has 2 exons. The coding region runs from base 1 to 768 and encodes 255 amino acids. Lineage: Eukaryota; Viridiplantae; Streptophyta; Magnoliopsida; Zingiberales; Musaceae.